Messenger RNA from Nymphalis io (European peacock), 1736 nucleotides. Its product is annotated as organic cation transporter 1-like. Gene Ontology annotation, molecular function: transmembrane transporter activity. Gene Ontology annotation, biological process: transmembrane transport. Lineage: Eukaryota; Metazoa; Arthropoda; Insecta; Lepidoptera; Nymphalidae. Bases 87 to 1673 code for a protein of 528 amino acids. The record is from RefSeq and is a predicted model, not a curated record. The transcript is spliced from 10 exons.
AUUAGUUGCAUCGAAACCUGUGUCAAGUCAGGUUAUAAUGGAUAGAAUUUAUCAAAAUAAAUAAAGAAAUUAACAAAAAAGUGAAAAUGAGUGAAGUGAACUUACAAGGUUUGGGUGAACAAAGUAACGAUGGCCUCAAUACAACUACAAAGAGGACGAUGCAGGAAUAUGAUACAGCACUCAAAGCAUGCGGCUUUGGCUUAUUUCAUAUACGACUUUUAUGCACUUCCUUUGUUGGUAUGGCAUCUGGUAUUGUGAUAACGAAUACAGCACCCUAUAUAUUACCGAUAGCUGAAUGCGAUCUCAACAUGAAUCUUCUACAGAAAGGAUUAUUGAACGCCAUGCCCUAUUCCGGUAUGAUAGUAAUAUCAGUGAUCGCUGGAUUUCUAACCGACACAUUUGGACGGAAAAUAUUCCUGGUACUUGGAUAUGGUGGUUUAUUUCUUUGCACAUUUACAAGUGGAUUGAGUCAAAGUUAUUUGGUGCUUGUCAUCGCUAAAUUUUGCGAAGGAAUUUUAUUUGCCAUAUCUUUCACGUCAUUAUUGGCAUUAACUUCAGAACUUUGUCACAACGGAAUAAGAGAUCGGAUAAUGUUAUUGCAGUCGUCGUUCGCUGCGAUAGCUCAAAUUAUCGUAGCUCUCGUAUCCUGGGCUAUAUUACCGAAUAAUUGGAAGAGUACGUCUUUUUUCAACGGGAUGAUUGUGCUGAAUACAUGGAACUACUAUCUCUUGAUCAUGUCUCUAUUUCCAAUAUCCGCGUGCAUCAUGUAUUCAUUCCUGCCAGAAAGUCCAAAGUACUGUAUAACUCAGAAACGAUACGAUGAAGCGAGAGAAACACUUAUUAAAAUAUAUAAACAAAAUAUAAGGAAACCUGUCGAUGAUUAUCCGUUUGUAAAUAUGUGGAAAGAUAAAAAUAAAUUGUCAAUCGAUGAAACACCAGAGCACGAAUCACCGAAGAGCUUUUGUCACAUGUUGUCUGUUGGUUUUCAUAACGUCAAACCAAUGUUCCAUCGACCUUUGGGCUUAUACGUGCUACUGUUUUGCACCAUGAAUUUUUUUAUUAUGAAUUUGUUCAACGUGAUCAGGUUGUGGUUUCCGCAGGUGUCAACGAUCGUGGAACACUAUGCCGAUGAAAAUAAUCAAGACUUAUGCGUGAUGUUGGAUGCGUAUACCCACGAUUUGAGAAUGAAAAGUUUUAAUGCAACUCCGCAUGAUAUAUGUGUGCCUAAAAUAAGUGGAACUGAAACGUACAUAAACAGCAUUAUAAUGGGGUCAAUAUGCAUCGUCCCUUAUGUUAUCGGUGGUGUAUUAGUUAAUAAAGUCGGGAAAAAAAACUUAUUCAUAGUGUGCGGAAUACUGUGUGUAGCAACUACAAUUGGACUUAGAUGGGCGAACUCGAAAAUUGCAAUAGUAGCAUUAUUUUCAACUAUAACAGCGCUUGGUCAAAUCGAAUUGAGUCUUAACCAAUUUAUGGUCAUAGAUCAAUUCCCAACCACAACAAGGUCUUUAGCCAUCGGGUUGGUCAUGACGAUUGGUCGUACUGGGUCUUUGGUUGGUAACGUCAUAUUUCCUGUGUUAUUGAAUAUUGGCUGCGUCGUACCUUUCUUUACUAUGGCGGGAACUAUGACAAUCGUUACUUUAAUGAGCUUCGUGAUACCAACUAAGAAAAAAUAAGUAUUUGGUGCAGAUGUUUGUAAAUAUGUAGUUAAUUCAUAAAUAAAUUAAAACAUUUUUUAA